Messenger RNA from Homarus americanus (American lobster), 1464 nucleotides. RefSeq names its product mucin-5AC-like. The coding region runs from base 256 to 1464 and encodes 402 amino acids. Lineage: Eukaryota; Metazoa; Arthropoda; Malacostraca; Decapoda; Nephropidae. The transcript is spliced from 5 exons. The record is from RefSeq and is a predicted model, not a curated record.
AGCACUUUAUCACACCUCUCUGGGAGUCCUUCAUCAGUGAUGUAGUUUUUUACGUCACACUAACGUCUGCGAGCAUAGCGUGACUGUGUGCUUGGUCAGCCAUUAUUAGACUACUGCUGGAGGUGGAAGCAACACGACGGCGACUGACUCCUGCUUCGAUAAGUGACCCGAAGUACUUACUGUCUUGUGGUCAGCCAACACUUGCUGGAGUUGGAGCUCAAGACUGUCUCACUACUGCCUCGAUUAGGAGUCGAGAUGGGUGGUUUGAGGGUAAGUGUGCGGGCGUGGCUGCUGUGGGCGGUUCUGAGUUAUGUGAGCGGCAGUGAGGGCGUCAGUACAGGCUACCGGAGGAGUCAAGCAGGUCGUGUGUGUGGCGCUUCAACCGUGAGUGUCGUAGUGUCGUCCCUCACCAUGUGUGCCGCUCUCUGUGACCGAGAAGCGGCAUGUGUCGGGUUCAGCAUAGAGGAACGAUCACCUUUACGACGACUGUGUGAGAAGGUGCUGCAGUCUGGAGGCACGUGUGAUGGUGACAGCCACUACAGUUUCUACACGGCCCCUGACAACACCCUCACCACCCUGCCAGAUACAACUUCUUCAGGAGGUAACACAGGGGCAACAUCAACAGGAAUUACAGCGCUUUCAAAAGUACACACAGAUAUCACAACAGAGACAUGGACCACGAAUCCUAUGUUUACCCCAACAGACGCUGACACAACCAGUCAGGGCUCGGGAACUUCAUCUCUCUCUGACGCUACAUCGACUAUCGAAGUUCCAGCUACAGGUAUGACCACUACCAACACUACUUCUCUAUCUACUAUCACGACUACAAGCAGUAUAGAGAAAACCGACGGCUGGGUCACUACUAUUACUACUAUACCAACCCCUACCACUACUAUUACCGCCACCAGUACACCAGCUCCUACCACUACUAUUACCGCCACCACGGAGACAGUUUUAAUAGAGAAUAAAGAAGUAAAUAGUAAAUGCCCAAGCAACACAGGCGUCUCCACUUUAUCCCUAAAACCUGAAGAAGAAAAAAUGGUCAACUUGGACUACCUCGCCUGCAGUAAGUUCCUAACCAACAACAACUUCGGCGUUAGUUCCUCUGUCAGCCGCCAGAUCAAUACCGCUCGCUGUGGAACUAACGAAGUCAUAGUGGGCUUCGAAGCUUAUGAUCAGGUUAAUUUCCAGUCCCCGAACACCAAUUGGGACAAUGCACUGUAUCUCUACUCUGUCUGUUCUCAGUUGGUCAAUUAUCAAGUCAAAUCCGGCGAAUGUGAGAUCGUUCAAGUCUCUAAUGUUCCUUGGACAGGUAUUAAAGACGUUGGGGACAUGAAGACUGACCUGUGGGACUAUUGGUUCUCCUGUUCACCUGAUUACCUGGCUGUACAGGUGAAUCGAGAGACAAAUGGAGAUCUGAGACAAGUGGUAAAUAUAGAAUGCUGUCGGGUUUCUCCCAACUAA